ACUUGCCAGAACUCUAGAAUCUCUUAUAGUCAGAACAUUCAAGGAAGAAAGAACAUAUUCACCACUCUCAGGUGAAUGUAAAGCUUUGGAAGAAGGAACACACAAUGUGUCCUUUACCAGAUGCCAAUGUACCAGAAAAAGGCAGUGCCACUCUGCAAAAUGUACAACACGAUGGACAGCUCCCACCAAAUAAGGGAUUCUGCUCAUUGAGAUAUAUCCAGGCAACCAUCUUAUUCUUCUGUUCUACCAUAACUUUUUCCCAAGCAACAAGUCUGGCCAUUGCCAUCAUACCCAUGGUGAAUAACACAGGCCAACAUAAUCAGUCCUCUGUUUCUUAUGAGAGUCAUCCAGAGGAUCCAGGGGUUCCUGUCUAUAAUUGGGAUCCAGAAAUCCAGGGGAUCAUCCUCAGUUCUUUUUCCUAUGGUUCUAUUUUAACAUUAAUCCCAAGUGGAUAUUUAGUUGGAAAGCUUGGAGCAAGAAAAACCUUAGGGUGUUCAUUGAUAAUGACCUCCCUUUUGACUGUUUUAACACCACUAUCAGCAUCUCAGGGAGAGAUUUGGAUCAUUCUGACUCGAGUGAUACAGGGCAUCUUCCAGGGUGCUAUAUAUCCAUCUUUCCCCACUUUUUUGUUAAAAUGGGCUCCUCCCAAAGAACGUAGCCGAUUAUUCGGAAUUGUUUCUUCUGGUCUUCUGGUUGCUAAUAUAUUUAGCUUCUCUGUGGGUGGACUCAUCUCUUACUCCCUAACCUGGCCAUAUAUCUUCUAUAUCUUUGGAAUUAUUGGCUUUGUAUGUGAUGCUUUGGUCUUUUUACUUGUUUAUGAUAAUCCAAUGAUUCACCCAUAUAUAAGUGAAAGUGAAAAGGAAUACAUCAUUUCAUCAUUACCCAAAGAGGAUACCCCUAUUGGUUGGUCUAUUCCUUUAAAGGCUAUGGCAAGAUCACUACCACUCUGGGCCAUUUUUAUAACUUCAUUUUGUUCAUCAUAUUUUAUUACCAGCAUGAUAUUGUCACUGCCAAUCCUGAUCGACAAUAUAUUUGAUUCUGACAUCAUAAAUAAUGGGUUUCUGAGUACACUUCCUUCUCUUGCUGCACUGAUCUUUCUUAAUAUAGGAAGCCCAAUAGCAGAUUUUAUAACUUCCAGGAAUAUCCUCAGUCCAGUGAUAUUUCGAAAAACAUUAACAUUUCUAGGGAUGCUACCAGGAUCAACAUUAUUCAUUGCUGUGCCAUAUGUCAGCAAAUACAUAGGUAUUAGCUUUAUCACAUUUUCUUUUGGAAUGUGUAUCCUGAAUCAUGUUUCAUUGCAAGUCAAUCUGGUAGAAGUUGCUUCCAGGUACAGUAGUUUUCUCUCAGGAAUUUCACAGUUUUUUGGAACAACAGCUGGAGCCAUUGUGCCAGGAAUUACUGGAUUUUUCAUUAAUCAGGACCCAAUAAAUGGCUGGAAGAAUGUAUUCUUUAUAUCAGCUGCCAUUAUGUUCUCAGGAAUGAUCAUCUUCUUAAUUUUUGGCCAUGCAGAAAUCCAGGACUGGGCUAAAGCGAGAAACACCAGAGUCACUCAAUUUUGAGGUUUCCCAGUUGAUGAAGUAGGAUCUGAUCCUGUCAAGCAGAUCCCUAUUGACAUUCACUUCUUUUCAGGAUCCAAUUAAGAAAAUUAAUAAUUUCAAAAUAGUAGAAGGAUAUCAAAGAAACAUACAAAGAAAUAACACUGUAUUUCUAUGUAGUAAUAACAAAAUCUAGGAGUAGAUAAUUGAAAGGGAAAUUUCAUUUGAGAUAAUUUCAAAAUGCUUAAAAUAUUUUGCUAGUCAAUCUACCAAGGUAAACUUAAGACAAAUAAAUGAUAACAUCCAUUAAAAAUAAAGAAUGAAAUAAAGUACAGGAAUAUUCAUCACUUAUGGUUGGAUUACCCCAAUGUAAUUAAAAUGAGAAUACUCCCUAAGUUAAUUUUCAGACUUCAUGUUCUAUGAAUAUUAAACAUGCUUCACAUGUUCC
Molecule: messenger RNA, 1983 nt
Organism: Dromiciops gliroides (monito del monte)
Lineage: Eukaryota; Metazoa; Chordata; Mammalia; Microbiotheria; Microbiotheriidae
Product: sodium-dependent phosphate transport protein 3-like
Exons: 12
Coding region: 105-1559 (484 amino acids)
Biological process (GO): transmembrane transport; monoatomic anion transport
Molecular function (GO): transmembrane transporter activity
Source: RefSeq, a predicted model, not a curated record